AUUUUGUUGAGGAUUACGGGAAAAAUGAAUUUGUGAUGAUGAUUCAUAGUCACAAACAAAUUGUAAUCACAUUAUAAAUCCCUUGUCGUAUUACUCAUCAAGCAAUUUUAUAGGACAUUAUAAGUUUCUGUGUUAUAUUGUGAAUACUCGCGAACCAACAUGUUUUCAACUAACCCUAACUAUUCCAAGCUGAAAACUCAUUUGCGGCUAGCUUUAAAUCGUCUGAAGUUGUUAGAAAAGAAGAAAACAGAACUAGCUCUGAAGGCACGCAAGGAAAUUGCGGAUUAUAUAGCUGCUGGGAAAAGCGAACGAGCUAAAAUUCGCGUGGAACAUAUCAUCAGAGAAGAUUACAUGGUGGAAGCAAUGGAAAUAGUAGAAAUGUACUGUGACCUCAUCCUGGCGAGGUUUGGACUUGUCACACAAAUGAAGGAAUUGGAUGAGGGUCUUGCAGAGUCUAUAUCCAGUCUGAUUUGGGUGGCUCCUAGAAUGCAUACAGAUGUACAGGAAUUGAAAGUAAUUUCAGAUCUAUUAACUGCGAAGUACGGUAAAAUCUAUGCAGACGCUUGUAGAAACGAAAGUGUGAACACAAUCAGCGAGAAGCUGCGACACAAGUUGUCCGUACAGAGCCCUCCCAAGAUACUUGUGGAGAAGUACUUGAUAGAGAUCGCCAAGAACUACAAUGUGGAGUAUACGCCUGAUGAACAAGUCAUGAGGGGGGAGGAAGAAGGCCGUGACGCGCUCCUGAUCGACAUAGGCGGGCCUCCCAACCCGCCGGGUUUCAUCGGAUACCCGAUGCAGAUGCCUCAGAUGCCAAGCGUACAGCCCUUUAGCUAUCCCUCGGAACCUUCACAUGGAAAAGCUGGUGGGUUCAUAGCAACCCCUCCUGGCAACUACGGUGGUCCCAGUCAGUCUCCUAUGGGGUACAAUUUACCCCCAGGCGUAGACUCAAAAAAUCUGAGCAACAGUUUUCUUCAGGAUGAGAUGCAUAAUCUGCCACCUGCUUAUGACAGCAUUAAUCACGAUAUGCCAUCUCUCCCGCCGCAACCACCGCAACCGCAACCGCAGCCGCGGCCGCGCACCGUCCAAGCACCGAACCUGUUCCCCGAACUCCCGGAACUUCCCUCAGUGCCCUCCGACCUCAUCCUGCCCUCAGUGCCUCACAGCCACGGCUCUGGGACCAGCAACAAUGGGCCAGGAUCAGGAUCUGGUAAUACACCGAACGCGCCCGAUGAGAUUGACUUUGAUGACCUGAAUCGCCGGUUUGAGGAGUUGAAGAAGAAAAAGUAAUGAGAGUUGAAUUUUCACACUGUUCGGAUCAGUCUUAAUUUAAAUCGAUGACUUGUAUAAUGAAGUUAAAUCUUUCUUUCGCUAUCAAAUCUAUAUUGACGAUUAACGGGUCACAAAUAUGUACAUACUGAUAGCGUCUGGUAUGUUAAUCAAUGGAAAUUUAGAAUGUAAUGGUAAAAUGGGCUCAUAUAUCUCAAAUACAGCAAAACAGCGUAAUUUGUCAGCAUAAAAAUUAAGUCGAUAAACAUUUUCUAAUGUUUAUUUUAAAAGUUAGUUCGGUGUUAUUUGAUUUUGACAAUGACAUGACAUCCUUAUUUCUCGUUGAGGUACCUAAAACAGUUUCUAAAUAUUUAUUUGUAUAUCGCUAUUGAUGAAAGUUUAGCUUCAUUGAUGAAAACUAUACUAAUAUAUCAUCAGUACGAAAAUGUUUAGUUGUAAGCCAAUUAUUACUUUUUUACUUGGUGUCAUUUAUAUCCGUAUGAUGCAACCAAACAUCUGUUUAUAUUUUGUUAUACGUAUUUAUUUAUAUGAUCUGUUUUAUGUAAAAUAAACAUAGUGUAAUAAAAAUCGUGCACUUGCCGUCAUCACGAUUCUGUUAAUAGCAAUACAAACAAACUUCAAUUCAUUUUGAAAGUUUCUCAAUGUAGAUUUAAUAAUAACUCAAAAUGUGAAUAAAUAUUAUGUGAUAGGGUAUUGAAAUAAAAAAAAUGUUAUGUAAUAUUAAAUUUUAUUAUCAAUGCUAUUUAAUGCUUGUUUAUAUUAAAAAUAAAAAAAACUUCACUGAUAACAUUCUAUAGCAAGCAACUGUAGAACAUGCAUCGCUACGACUUGUGUAAAAUAAAUUAUUUUUUAUAACAUUA
Messenger RNA from Ostrinia furnacalis (Asian corn borer), 2147 nucleotides. It is a transcript of the gene Ist1, whose product is annotated as increased sodium tolerance 1-like protein. The transcript has 7 exons. Gene Ontology annotation, biological process: protein transport. The record is from RefSeq and is a predicted model, not a curated record. Bases 160 to 1287 code for a protein of 375 amino acids. NCBI's taxonomy places the organism in Eukaryota, Metazoa, Arthropoda, Insecta, Lepidoptera, Crambidae.